GUGUUGUGUCGUCCCCCAGACAACAUCUCAUCAGAGGGAGUUCGAAAAGCAAACCGUGCUUGUAGCUCGGCUUCAUCGCUGUGGCUUAUGGCACUCUUCCAGAACGCUAUCCUGAAUACGCCCUUUAUAUUUGGUUAUUCAGAUACAAAUUUCUGGUACAUUUUCAUAGUGUACAUUGCACGUUGCUACUUUGUUGAAAGCAUUGAGGCUAGGCGAGGUACAAUUCACAUCACCACUGCAGAACAGUCGGGCGAUCUUAGUCCAUGAUCGUGGAGUGGGCUCCUUUUACAAGCCCUCCCUUCAGAGUGAAAAACCCUCCUCCCUUCCUUCCUACCCCUCCCCCGCUUCAUCCUCUCCACUGCACAAGCACACACGGAAACACACACGCAACCCAACAGCACGACCACCCCGCAGCAGCUAUCAUGGACCUGCCUGCCCAAGCCAACGACGACGCCCAGCUCGCGGCCGACACCGCGACCCGCCAACAACUGAUCGGCCAACGCGACGACUUGGAGCGUAGGUUAGCCAAGCUCGCGAGAUUUCUCGAGGUCCAGUACUCUUACGGCUUCGUCAUCCGCGAUCUCCAAAUCAUCACCGACCUCAUGACCGAGACGUAUGAGUCCGUUAAGAAUCUUAGGGGUGAGAUUCGGAGGCUCUCCCGUCGCUGAGUCCAGACUUGCUAUAGAGUCGGAAUAGAUGGAGGAGAUGGAGCCGGCAGAGGAGUAAACUCCCACUCCUACUGGCUGUGAAACGGAUCUCCUCGCUGUUCACGCGGGAAAGGCUGCGAUAUCGAUUUCAAUAUGAGCGACAGCAGCCCUACAUUCCCCACGCUCCCUUCAUGAACAACCAUGAUGGUCCAAUAUGUGGGCGGGCUGCCUUACCUGUACACCCAAUCCCCCAAUCCCCCUACCCCAUUGCAAUUCCCUGCGCUUUGAUCUACACAAUCAUGUCUCUCCAAGACUUGGUGGGCUCUCUUGACCUCACUGUCUUGCGGUGUAAAUAGCAUUCCUUAAUUACUGGGGUAUGAUAAUACAAAUGUCUGAUUUCAAAUACUACGUGCUUGCUUUUAACCUAUGCUUCGAGGUGACCGUGAUAGCUGAGAUCUGCUGCUGCACUGAGUGCGACGAGUCAACGAUACAACGCUUUUCCCCUAGAACUCCAUGCAAAUGGGUGCUACGUGAUGAUCUCGUGGGACUGACCUGGAUUUGAUCUUCAAGGCCUCUAUGUCACCUUAUCUGGAACAUGAUUGCCGUGCUUCUCUUCCUCUUCAUCUUCCACCCGUCAUCAUUGGCGUAAGAGUCCGUUCCCUCUUUGGUAUUCGAGGGCCUUUCCUCAUGAAAGGAAUUCCCGAGCAAUUGGCAUAUGAUGACGAUGCCAAUCCCCUCAUUCCAAACGCCUUUUCCACUGUAGUUUUCCCCAACAACUUCGCAGUGAUCUCCUAAUGCAGCAGCACAACCUCCUCCUCCCCAUCGACAUCUUCCCCAAUUCUUGACCCUCCAACU
Messenger RNA from Periconia digitata, 1502 nucleotides. Lineage: Eukaryota; Fungi; Ascomycota; Dothideomycetes; Pleosporales; Periconiaceae. The record is from the annotation of a GenBank genome assembly.